UUAACUUGACCAAUAAAAUAGAUGUGAGAAGUCUUUCUUGCUAAAUGUCAUAUGUCUGACUGAUAUUUUUGAUAAGGAGGGGGCCUAGGAUCUAGUUUGAUUAUCAUCUGUAGAAGGAUGACAUUGUAGUGGACUUGGCAGAAGUACAACACAAAAAGAAAAUAGUGCGGUUUUAGUCAUGUUUUGUGAUCAUGACCCUCCCACCAAUGGCAAGUAUGGAGAGAUCUAUGCUGAAAUGUGGUAAUGACAGAAUAAGCCACAUCACGAGUGGUUAAUCAGGCAAAGAUGAAUCCACUUUUUAUGUCAAUGGAGUGAAAAUACUGGGAAUCAACGUCGUAUGGUCAACACACACCUCUGAUGUGACUAGGCCCAAACACUCUUUUCCUGUUGGUGGCGUGUGUAUAUUUUUGGAAACAAUAUAAAACUUACGACGAAAAAGUGACAGGAUCAACUGAAUGAAUGAUAAUUGUUUUUAUGAAAAGCAUGGAUCAGGAUUCAUUUCACAAUUGAAAGCACAUCACAGUAACUUGUAUCAAGCAAGUUUUAAUAAGGGACCGUGAGUGAAUUUUUUGGCAUUUUGCGCGCCUAGUUUUCUGUCUAUAAAUGAGUCGAAACUGUGUGCUGGAGUAUCAGACAAUCCAAUCUAGAAACUGUGAAUGUGAAGGGUACAUAUUUCAGCUACCAAGGCGGUUCUGAAUAUUUUUAUUUUUGGAUUUCGAAUAGAAAAUAGACGCUUAUUUCACUUGGCGGUCCGGUUGUUAUUGAUAACGUGUCGUGUCCUGUAAGGCAUCGAGAGGGACAACAUAAUCUUGAACACUUGAAAACUGAUUGCCACUCGUAGCCACAAUUUAGAAUUAAAAUUUUUCGCAAAAUGGAAUCAGGGUAUAAUGAAAGGGAUUUCGAAGACGAAAACGAAAGGAAUUAUGUCUCAAGCGACUCAGAAACUGAUGGCGAUGAGCUUGGCGACGACGAGUACGAAGACAUUCGAAAGAGCAUCAGACCUAUUUUGAAUCUUGGCCAGACCUUGUCUGCAUUAUGGCCGAUUUCUCUAAUAGAUCAUGCAGGGGAUAUAAUCACAACAGAAGAAAAUUUGACUGAUAGCGGAUUUCCUGAGGGGGAGACACUCUCAAAGAGUUUGGAUUGGCCCAGAGGUUCCAUGCCAGACAAUUUUUUCGAGCCGAAACAUAGAAGAGCACCAUCUUUACCUUGUCAGGGCAAAUUAGAGCAGAUAAAAUUAGAACUUGACGAAAUUUAUGUUACCCCAGACGAGGAAUAUGGAUUCAAUCCAAUGAGGUUAAAAUGUCGGUCGCGAAAGAUAGGACGAAGGUCCGUGUCUCUCUAUGCACCAGAUCAAAACCCCGACCUGCUGGUAAAUUUUGAUAGCUCUGAUGUCAGCUACGUUCUUUCCUGCAAUAAUUUGAAAGAUGAAGUUUCACAUGCGAGAAACGAAGAAGAAGCAAAAAUUGAAGAGGAUAUUGCAUGCUUGCGAGCUCAACCAAGUAAUGUUGAGUUUAACAGAAAAAAUGAUGCAAAGAAACAUUUCCAAGAACUGAUAAGAGGAAUAACCACAAGGAGGUCAAUUGGUGCUGCUAGGUCUUUAAGAAGAAAGCUCUCAUUUGAUUCACAUCCAAGGAGAAGAACUUUAAGUGAUGCAGAUAGACAGAAGAGUGAUCCAGGUGAACCAAGUGAAGGAUGUGCAUAUCAGUUUCCGUUUGAUAGCAGUCAGGAGUCACUGGCUGACCCCCAGUUGGACUUUGCCAAACCUGGCACAAGUCCAGAAUACACCUUGGAAGAUGAUGAUAUCAGGCUUGCAGCACCACCUAUCCUAAGCAACAAAAGAAUGGUGGAAGUUUUAGUCAGUGCAAAUCCUGCUGACAAAGGUAAGAAAAGGAGAACAACUAUUCCACAAUUUCUGAAUGCAUUAAAACUGCCAAACAAGAAGGCAAUUAAAAGGUUCAUGAGGAAAAAGAGUGAAAGGCCUCUUGGUACAAUGCAACAUAAAAUACCCAGACCUUUUCCAAUUGAGAGAGCACCAUCAGAUACAGCUCUAAAUGCAGACACUGUUGAGCAAGAGAAAGCAUCUUGUCCCAGAAGCCCAUCUGUAAACACUUUUGCAAAGCCAAGCAGCCAAGGAAAGAAGACUUUUAUCAAUAAUGCAAGAAAGAGAUCACAAAGUUUGACUGCAUCUGUGAAGAAGAAUUCUUGUUCAAUGUGCUCACUCCCAAAAGUGGAAGAAGGAAUAGAAAUAUCUGAGUUCGACGGCACGUUGAAUAGAAAGUCAUGCAGCACGUGCAGUAUCGUUGUCGCAAAAUUUCUCGGUAAUGCGAAGGGGCAGCCUUCGGUGCUCGAACGGCGGAUGAGUGACACUGCGCUGGCAUUCAAAGAUGACAGACAACCAAGUUGUUCACCUGGAAGACGAUUUAUAUUGAAACUUCUGUCACCUGUCGUUUGUGGCCUAAAUCAGGACAAAUACGUCAAUUUCCAAAGCUCUGAAUCGUACAGUAGUCUAAACAGCUGCCAUUCGGACGUCUCCGCAGAGGCCGAUCUAUUGUCUCAGAAACUCACAGACUUCAAUGUGCAAGAUAUUGCAGAGGAGCUUGCUUUGAUUGACAAGGAGUUGCUGAUUCGGAUCACGUGGCAAGAAUUAGCAAACUGCGGAUGGAUGUCUAUCAAUAAGUAUGUCACGUCUCCAAAUGUUAUGAAUAUGGUUGAAUUCUUUAAUCGAGUUGCCAUGUUGGUUGCCACGAGUAUCCUAGUAGAAGAAACUGCAUAUCUGAGAGCCAAAGCCAUCUCAAAGAUGAUCAAGCUCGCUGCCAAAUGUCGACAGUUCAAAAAUUACGAUGCUUUAAAAGCUGUUCUUGGUGGCCUUCAGUGUACACCAAUUUACCGACUGGAAACAAGCUGGAAACAUGUCCGAGCAAGGCGGAAAAGGCUAUUUGGUGAACUUUCAAGCUUGAUGUCAGAAAAUGAUAAUUUCUCAGUAUACAGAGCAGAACUAACUCGCAGUGUCAGCGAUCCUCCCUGCAUUCCAUUUCUCGGUGACUUCCUAACUCAAAUUACCCAAACACAGGCCUACUUUGCAAUGAGAAGAAGAAAAACCCUUGCUAAACAGCGACUUGAGAAAGCAGUGAUAGCAGAUAAUACUAAUAAAAAUACUAAGGCCGAGGGGAAGGACAAACCGAGACAAGAUGAAGCUUCGGAUUUAUGUAGUGCUUCUGCAAAGGAAGCUGAAGAUGAAGACAAUAUGUCUUGUAGUGAUCAUCAUACUUCAAUAAAUGAAAAAUUUCAAGAAGAGGAGACAGCUGAAAAAGUUGCUGUUACUGAAAAACUUAAUAAUUUAGAUGCACGUGCUUCUGAUGUUGAUGAAGUCGACCAAAGAGAGAAAUCGAUUGACACUAAAGAAAAUGGACUUGUUAAUUUCAGUGCCAUGUCUGGAGAGGGCAUUACAAAGAAAAGACCUUUGUCUUUGUCUUUUGAAAGAGGCAUCUCAGAUGAAGAUGCAGGACAGUUAGAUAAAUUUGAGAGAGAAAGUAUUCGGAGAUCAGUAGCCAAAAUGACAAAUGCUAUGUUCCAAACAGGAAGUAAAUAUAAUGCAUCAAGAAAUGAUGAUGAGUUCUUAGAGGCCCUAAAUGAAUAUCUUGAAAACCCGGAAGUACCCGAGGUUCCUGUUUUUUCUGACACAGAAACAGUUGAGCAAAGCCCGGUUGCAAGAGAUAAAAAGUGCUCUUAUCUUCAGAAUGAUAAAUCUAGCAUUUUACAGGAGUCGGAUCACAAUGAAGAUCAGCUAACAGACUUGUCUGAUAUUUGUACAUAUGAGGACCAUGGUGUAGGUAGCACCUCUUCGUACGAUUUGUCACCGACAACAUAUCCAGUUCCUGUUAUUCCUUCGAAUUCUGAAUCUGAGAAAACACCGGUAUCGUCUGCGACGCUUAUGUCAGGUAGAAAUGACAUAGUCGUAAAGAAAACACACGCCAGGAAUGAUUCAAAUGAUAGUGGUGUUGUCAUACAGAAUGGGCGGUCAAGUCGGGCAUCAGAAGACUUGAAUGCAAGUAGGGAGAAUCUCUGCGCUCCAGUGUCCGAAGAAAACGAUAUCCCGAGUUUUGAGGACUCCAAGCAUUGUGACGAUAAUGAUUUGAAUGAGGAGCCUGAAGCGGAUAAUGUAGAUGGGAGAGUUUUUAAGGCUUUGCCAGUAUUGGAGACAGAUAUUUCUGAGACGCGAAAAUUAGAAGAAAGAAUACGAAAUGAAAAGCCACAAGGAGAAGAAACAAAAUUUAAUAAGAAAGAGCUGCAGUUUUGGCAAUAUCAAAUCGCUGCGAUGAAAUACCAGUUAUCAUCCCGCCUUUCCAUGAGAAAAUUCUUGCUGAAUGCUUGCUAUAAUUCUGAAGAUGAAAACUAUAGCCUAUCUUUGAAAAGAGAACCGAUACACAAGAAGUAGCCUUUUUUCUACUACAGAGCUCUUUAAAAGUUAACGAAUUGGAGCAGAAAUGAUCUAAAAUCUAGUAGUAGCUGUUUGUAAAACCUACAACUAACUGGUGCUGGCGCUUUUUAGAGACUUGAGAAGUGAAACCAGUUGGGAUUUGUUUCCCUACAUUGUACACGAUAUCUUAAUAAUUUAUCGACAUAUUCGCAUAUUGGUUGGGGGGUAAUACAAACUUGUGUUCUGGAGACUAUGUUUUGACAUCGUAUUUCGUGUUCAAUCGAGCAGUGAGUUAUUUGUAGUUAUGGAAGGUUUGUCGAACUCAAGGCCUGCAUGCCUCGCCAUGAUCCUGGUACAAUAAAAUGUAGCUUGCAAAGUAAUUAAAUUUCUAUUGAAACUUAUAUUGAUAACAAUUAAAUAACCCUCUGUAGAUAAAGCUCACACCACUCAUUUUGAACCAUAUUAUCAUUUAUGUUGAGUUUGACACUCUUAGUUUUUUAGGGUAAUUGUUGAAAGAAAUUGUUCAUUUCCCUGGGUGACUUAGUACCUAGCAAUUGUGUUUUGUGAAUAGAAAUUUGGAGAUGAUUGUUGAUAAAGCCUCAAUAUACUUUGCAAAGAAAUGCAUUUUGAAAUUCUACCCGCAUACCGAAAAUUACGUAAUGAGUGUAAAAAAUAGGGAUUUCCCAAGGUGCUCGGCUUACCCAACAAGUCUCACUUCAAAGUUUUAACCUCACUUCAAACUUUCUGCCAUGGUGGGCUGCUCAAGCUCUCAACUGAGUCCUAGACCAUAAUUUAUAAUGUUUUUCCUUUACAUAGGUCAUAAUCAAUAACUUUAUGUUACGUCUUUAGUAAAUUACGUCACACGCCAUUACGAAUUAACUACUCCGUUACUAUUAAUGCCCUUAUGUGCGAAACAUAACGAACUGCUAGUCAAGAUGCAAACUAAACUGCCUUGGACGAAUAAUCAAUAAUUUUGAAAAGGCAAGAUUUUCAAUAUAAAUGGAAUCGUGUAUUGUAAAUUUGUAAUUAACUUGUGAAUUGGUCUUAACUUUAUCUGACAAUUGUAAAUUAUUCGUCAUUGUAUUUAACGCCUGUGAAUUCAAACAUAUAUUUAAUUUUGUGUGCUUCGUUUUAUUUGCGUCACUAGUAAACCAUGUUUUUAUUGUCUCGUUAUGGAACAGAGUAUGCAUACUACAUAUUUUGCUCGAAAUUAAAUUUGUUUACUUUGUCUGCUGCAAGGUUCUGUAGACCGGAGUAUGUUAACAUUUUGAACUAUUAUAAAUGUUACCGACAAUUA
Rhopilema esculentum is the source of this 5714-nucleotide messenger RNA. RefSeq lists its product as uncharacterized. Gene Ontology annotation, molecular function: guanyl-nucleotide exchange factor activity. The record is from RefSeq and is a predicted model, not a curated record. Gene Ontology annotation, biological process: Ras protein signal transduction. Lineage: Eukaryota; Metazoa; Cnidaria; Scyphozoa; Rhizostomeae; Rhizostomatidae. Gene Ontology annotation, cellular component: plasma membrane.